Molecule: messenger RNA, 2882 nt
Organism: Cladocopium goreaui
Lineage: Eukaryota; Dinophyceae; Suessiales; Symbiodiniaceae
Source: the annotation of a GenBank genome assembly
CCUUGACCACAGCUCGCGCUGCCCCCACAGCUUGCGCUGCGAGCUGCUCUAUCUCUCAUAGCCAUGGCGGAAGAUUCGCUCGCGAUUUUGCCGCGCAACAUGGGGCAGCAAGCCGUCGCGGGACAGAAGAAGAAGGCCGCACCGCGAAAGUUCAUUCCGGCUCAGAAGGGUGCUCUGAUCACAGAUAACCCACUUGAAGAGGAAUGUCCGUACACGUUCUCGGACAGUCCUGCCUACCUCAGACAGAAAAAGGCCGAAGAUGAGGCCAAACGAGCCGUCGAAUUGGAGGGCAAGGAAGAAACGCGUGGAUUCCUGCGGAGCGUGGAAGAGCUCGCACAUAAACAAAGGUGGGAUGAAGCAUUCCAAGUUCUUGAGAAGCGAACGGCUGUGCCCAGUGGUCUUUUCCUGGUAACUCGCGCGCUCUUGCGAUGGAAGUUCUGCCAUUACAGCUCUGCAUUGCAUGAUGCUGAAGAGGCACUGAAAAAUUAUGGCAGCUCUACAAAGGCAGGACCUUUGGCAGCUGCCCUUGCAUCAUUUGCCCGGCUUUGCUUGGGCUCAGAAGUCCAAGACAAGGGCUCUUGCUCAAAAGACUUGCGUCCUUUGCUGGAUGCUUGGGAGCAGGCUGAACACGCAGCACUAACAAGGCAUGCUCUUGGCCAAGGCCUUUUCAAACCGCGAAAAGAAGAGCGUUUGCAAGAACCAGGAUGCCCUGUGGAUGGCAUGCAGGCGGAGGACGGCACGUAUUCAGCUGGUGGAGGCAUCCGCUUGGGGUAUGUCCUGUUGAAAAAUCAAAAAGACCUCAAUGCACCAGUGGUCCUUCACUUUCACGGCAGCGGAGAGACGGCAGCAGACUACCUGCGACCACAGCUGGCUGAAAAAUAUAGGGACCUUCCCGUUCACUUAUUUGUGGCAGACUACAGAGGAUAUGGUUGGUCAGGAGGGGAACCUUCGUUGGCAACUUUCCUGAAGGACGCAGAGCCUCUGGCAGAAAAACUGCCAGAGCUGUUUGUACAGCACGGCCUCUCUUGGCCAUAUCCCGGUGGUCUGAUACUAUCUGGCAGAUCCAUUGGUGCACAGGUGGCUGUGCACUUGGCAGUGCUGUUCCCGACGUUGUUCAGGGCGCUCGUUCUAGAUUCCGCUGUUGCUACCUCCGCAACGGGAGACCGCUUAGGAGAAGCGAGACUGGCAGUGUUAAACCAAUGGCACAAGGAGCUUGAAAACGCCAACCUGGAGGUUCUACAACCACUAGAUGCGGACCUGUGGAGACUGGGGACUUUGGACAAGAUGCGCGCUUUCAAUGGUCAGUUGCUGCUGCUUCAUGGUCUUGCAGAUGAUCUAGUACCCUACGAAGGCAGUGAAAGCCUCCAUGCAGCGACACCAUCGAAACAGAAGGAACUGGUGCUGGUGAAGGAUGCGAGUCACAACAACAUUGGACAUCACGCAGAAUAUUGGCACGCCUUGCGGAGGUUUGCGUUGAAGGUUCAGCUUGACAGCACUUUGCCAUCAGUUGGUCCAGCGUUGGAGCACCUCUGUGCCGUUUGUGCGCAGAAAGCUGCCUCGAAGUGUGGCCGCUGCCAAAAAGUCUGGUACUGCUCAAGGUCGCAUCAGGCAGAGCACUGGAAGACUCACAAGGCCUCUUGCAGUGGCACCGUAGAGCCCAAGGUUGUGAAAGAGGCGGACGCAUCACUGGUGACCCUUGUUCUUGCAGAGAUUUCCAGCUCAAAGUCCUUGACGAAUUUGACGAGAACUUUGGCAACGGUCUUGACACAGGAGCAUGUCGCUGGUGUGUACAUCAGCUGGCAUGCAGAUACUGCAGAUCUUGCCAGAGAGGUCGAAGCGCAGCUUGCCCAGACUCGAGGAAAGAGCUCCAAAACUGUGAUGUGGUUGGAGUCGAGAGUGAAGAAGUCCGACUUUGAGCAUCUGAAGGCCGCAGCGGCGCUACUGGCCGGAGCAUCUCAGGCAUGGGUGUCUGUGGUCCGUCCUGGGCAGAUCUGGAAUCCAAGGUUCUCAUCACUGGUGAUGCCGACAUUGCGGCGCGCGUCUGCAGACUCUCGUGUGACUGCAGUACGUUGCACACGAUGUGUGAGGCCAGUUGAAGAUGGCAUUUGUUCCACACAGGAAGAGGUCGAAAAGGCACUGGUAGCCGGUACUUGCAAGAUCUCAGAGGCACCAGAAGAGGUGGACUCCUUGCUGGUUCAUGCCAAGACACUUCAGGUGUUCCUGGACACUACGCCGCUGCCUGCUUUGCAGCAUCCCUUUUGCGCUUACCGCUACGUGCAGAAGAUGUGCAACGCUUUCGGCAAGAAGGUGAUGGACGCUGCUUUGCCUGAAGGUGAAUGGAUGCGCUUUGAAAGCAAGGCUUUGGCAAUGGAGGCUGAAGAGCAAGAAGAAUCAGGCGACAAUUUGUUGCGUGGACAGGAGCUGGUCAAGAACUCUUCACAAAGGUUUGGCGACACCAGUGAGCCCACAGAAGAGCUGCCCAGCAGGCUAAGUGAUGCUGAUGAAGCUGCAGAGAUGAUCGGUGGCAUAAGGACUUCGAUCACUCGGCGGUUGAUUCUCAGAGCUGGCGAGACCCUUGAAGCAAAGGAACUCCGAGAGCUCUCGAUGGAUGUUGUGACCGAUGCUGUGGAGGCUGCUGGAUUGGAUCAGGUCAUCGGCAUUCAAAGCUGGGCUCGGCAGACAGCACUGGAGUUGGCUCAGGCUGCUGCUGACAAGCUUGAUGUCAAGCUUCGCGAGAAGUGAGUUGAUCGACUUCCGUGCUUUAUCCAGUUCAAUCCAAGAUUUUAAGAAAUCUUUAAGUGCCAGCACACUGGUGGCAUUUGGCGGCUCUUUUCCCUGCCAUGCACAGAACGAUGCACCCCUUCGUGUUCGGGAGAAAAAGA